AUGUUAAGUGGAACGGGCCCAGCACCGAAUCAGGCCGACACUGUAGCAUUCUUGCGCAGCCUGUGGUCAGAGCCCGUAAACCACAGCGAGGGCCCUUGGACUGAAGUUGUGGCGAGUCAGUGUGCGAGUAUAACGCCCAUGAACCCCGUCAUUAUGACGCCGGAUGACGUAGCUGAUGCGAUCCGUAGGGCCCCGAACUGGAAAAGUCCGGGACUCGUCGGGCUGCAUCACUACUGGCUGAAGGAGUUUGUGGUGUGUCACACUGUGCUCGCCCGACAGUUCCAAGAGGCUCUCAACCAGAAAUCGCUCCCGAGCCUCUUCACUACUGGGAUCACUUAUUUGGUUCCUAAAGACCAGGACACCAUAGCCCGAGCAAAUACCGCCCCAUCACGUGUCUACCGACCAUAUACAAGACACUUACAUCCAUUUUGA
This is a messenger RNA of Parnassius apollo (apollo), 432 nucleotides long. The record is from the annotation of a GenBank genome assembly. Lineage: Eukaryota; Metazoa; Arthropoda; Insecta; Lepidoptera; Papilionidae.